Messenger RNA from Didymella exigua CBS 183.55, 327 nucleotides. RefSeq lists its product as uncharacterized. The annotation marks the transcript as partial. The record is from RefSeq and is a predicted model, not a curated record. The transcript has a single exon. NCBI's taxonomy places the organism in Eukaryota, Fungi, Ascomycota, Dothideomycetes, Pleosporales, Didymellaceae.
AGGAGGAUGUGCGCGACAGUCUGUCGUCUCGCUCCACAGUCACAGCGGGGGCUGGUGACGUCUGGCACUCUUCGGGCGAAGAGGAAGUCGUUGAGGCCAAUCUUCUCAGUCCGCAGCUGUACCAGCAGCGCGCUUUCCUGUUUUGUGAGGCCCUCAUGGAGCCGGAGUAUCUUCUUAGUAGGCGUCGGUGUGUGUCUGUAUGUCGCUCGGCCUUUAGUGUCUUUACGCCACUUUGCUAUCCAUGCCCGCUCUGCCUGUGUCUUGCACCAUCUCUUCACCGUCGACCGUAUGGUGAACAGCUGGGGAGGCGGAUCUGCUGGCUGCUGA